Phascolarctos cinereus (koala) is the source of this 1449-nucleotide messenger RNA. RefSeq names its product exosomal polycystin 1 interacting protein (gene EPCIP). Lineage: Eukaryota; Metazoa; Chordata; Mammalia; Diprotodontia; Phascolarctidae. The record is from RefSeq and is a predicted model, not a curated record.
GCUGUCCUAUCACAACAACCUCCCCUGUUGCCCUGUAAAGUUUCGAGUUGAGCACACCCAAACUCAAAAUAAUACAGGUACUGAUACUUCCGGGUCCUUAAAGAAAGCAGGAGGCUGAAGGCUUCCUUUCUUGUUGUCAUGGCAACAAGAAGAUCUGCUGGCCGUCUGUUAGCAUAAACCAAGAGCAAGUGCAAGACCACACAUUCCACAAAGCCUUGAAGAUUAACUAAGCUUUAGGGCCAGAAUGGAGCCUCAAUGGUCAGACUGAACUUCCAAGGGAAGAAAGGGAGCACCAUAGUUUUAACCCCUAAAUGUGGUUGGCAUUGGUUUGAUUCAUCGAAUGAAAGACAACCCAACAAAUGAGUGUCACUGUCUUAUGUGUGAAAAAGAUGGCUCUGCCCUUUGGUCAACACCUCCUUCUAAUUAGCUUCUUUGGCUUCUUUGCAUACUGCAGCUUUGUAAGAGGUCAAAAGAACAAUACACUGAUUUUCACCAAGGAAAACACCAUUCGAAACUGCAGCUGCUCUGCUGAUAUACGGGAUUGUGAUUACAGUUUGGCUAAUCUGAUGUGCACUUGUAAAACUGUUUUGCCCUAUACAAUAGAGCAAGCCAGCUAUGACAGUGAUCUGACUAUCUGGUUCACAGACACCACUGCACUGGGCUUCCUACUGAACUUUACAUUGGUUAGGGACCUGAAGCUUUCCCUAUGUAGCACUACUACCCUCCCAACAGAAUACCUGGUUAUCUGGGGACUGAAGAGACUUCGAAUCAACACAGAGGUCAAGGAUCAGUUCCCAGAGCAAAGCUUACUGAUACACAGCAGUGGUGGCAGCGAUUUUAAGGAAGAUAAGCCUAAAUGGCCCACAGACAGGCAAACAUUUUUAUAUGUUUCAUUCCUGGAUACAGCUCUUUUCAAUGGAGAAUCUUCUUUGAAAUCAUACAGCAUUGAAAAUGUUGCCAGUAUCACAAACAACUUCCCUUACCUCUCUUACUUCAAAAUGUUUUCCAACCCAAGCAACAAAAGAUAUAUUGUUACAUUCAUUUACUGAUAUUAUAUUGUGAUCAGUUUCAAUGGCUAUAUUAACAAAAUAUGGUUAGUCUGUGCAAUGUAUAUCAUUAAGGGAUGUCUGACCUUAUAAAUGCCCACUUAAAACUAACCCCUUCUUUCCCUGCUGAGCCACCCACAUUCCCUCCAACCAUCAGGUUUCUAGGGAAUCAUGAGACCAUAGACCUACAGCUGAAAAUUACUUCACAGGCCAUCUAGUCCAAACUCUUCAUUUUAUAGACGAGGAAAAUGAAAUCUAGAGAGGUUAAAUAACUUGUCCAAAGUCAUAUUGGCAGUGUCAGAAGGGGAGUUUGGACCCAGGCCUCAUUUGAUGCUCAAAACAACCCUGGGAAGUAGGCAUUACUUAUUUUCAUUUUAUUGCUGAGAAAACAGAGGCAGAUGGA